Molecule: messenger RNA, 1401 nt
Organism: Wasmannia auropunctata (little fire ant)
Lineage: Eukaryota; Metazoa; Arthropoda; Insecta; Hymenoptera; Formicidae
Product: major royal jelly protein 3-like
Exons: 7
Coding region: 215-1396 (393 amino acids)
Cellular component (GO): extracellular region
Source: RefSeq, a predicted model, not a curated record
UUUAGAGCAGCGACAACUUCAGUUUAAACUAUACGUUGUCAAUGCCAUACUAUAAUACGUAAUCAUAGAACGCACAAGCUGUUUAAGGACAUUUGUAUAAUAUUUCUCUUGAGACACGGAUUUUCAACUUCCAAGACAAAUUCGUAUCCCGGUGGAAAAUCUCAUCUUGUAUCCUAAGCAGCACAAUAUUGACAGUAAUUCGCGGUAAAAAAAAAUGGAGCAUUUUUUGUUUGCCCUGCUAAUUCUGUCAAUGACGAUUGUAAGCAUUGGAAUCGGAAUAGACGUUAAACAACAAUGGAAAUAUGCUGAAUAUGACUGGGACAGUAAGCAGCAGAUGGACAACGCAGUAAAAGCUGGCAUUUAUAAAAUUCGUGAUACUUUAUUAUACGAUGUAGAUAAAGCAGAGGAUGGUAGAGUAUUCGUUACUGUGCCGAAUUAUCUGGGCCCUGGUUCACCUGCGUCUUUGACGACAAUAACUAAUAAGAAAGCAGUCGGAGGUCCCCGUGUACAUCCAUAUCCAGAUUGGGAUUGGCAUAAUGGAAAAAGUAAUUCAUGCGAUGUUAUUGUAAAUGUUGCCCGAAUACAUAUUAAAUGUAAUCACCUCUUCGUUAUGGAUAACGGUAAAAUCGGGACCAACCAACUUUGUGUACCAAAACUAUUGAUCUUCGAUUUAUCAAAUGAUAAGCUAGUUAAGACUAUUUCUAUUCCAUUUAAUAUCGCUUUUAACGAAACGGGCUUGGGAAUAUUAAUAACGCCUGUCGUUUAUGUUCCCGGAGAAUGCACGCGGUUACUGAAUGAAAUGACUAUAUUUGUAACCGAACCACAAGGUUACGGUUUAGUGGUGUAUGACUCAUCUACAAAGCGUAUGUGCAGAGUCGAAUCUGAUUAUAUGAAAUCGACCAAUAACAAUUUCAACAUAGCAGGUGAACAUUUUAUUUAUGACGGCGGUAUCUUUAGUUUGGCAAUCGCUGGCGAUGAUCUUUAUUAUGCUGCUCUAACGGGAAAUGAAAUCUAUAAAAUAAAAAUAAAGACGCUAUUAGAAUGUCCCAAUAAAGAAAAGAGUAAUGAUCAAAGUAAACUCGUGACUAAAUUACAAAGUCAAGCACCAUCUUUGGCAGCAGCUGGACAACGUAUAUUAUUUUAUAGCGAUUUUGAAGGAACGUCUAUUCUAGGCAUGAACCUUAACAAAUCUGGUAACAACACGGUGGUAUUAGCGCAAGAUAACAAAAAAUUACAAGUUAUAAGUGGGAUGAAAUAUAUACCUUCUUCAGAUCAGCUAAUAUUUUUAUCAAAUAGAGUUCAGCGUCACAUUUUAAAUACAGUGAAUGUAGACGAAAUAAACUAUCGCUAUUUCGAAAUGGAUGGACAAGAAAUACGAAAAAAAUUAAAUUUGUAAUCACU